GCGAGGAAGUCGCUUUGAAAUCAGACACAGUCGUCUUCUUCCUUUGGCAAAUAAUAAUAAUAUAGAGAAGAUGGAAAAACGCCAUCAUCCCCCUUCCAAACUUUCGAACUCUGGCUCGUCCAUGGCUCAGAAUCAGCUUAUCGAUUCCCUCACAUCUCACAUCUCUCUUUACCACUCCCAUUCUUCUUCUUCUUCCUCCUCCUCCAUACCUAAUCCGAGGUCCGCGAUCCUCCGUUGGUUCUCUUCUCUCAGCCUUCACCAGCGUCUCUCUCACCUCACCUUCGUUGAUCCUAAGUUCGUCCAAAUUCUGCUCCAGAUGCUCGGCUAUAUCCGCACUAAAGGCCGUGGCUCUUUCAUCAUCCUCCCAGACCUCCCUUCCCUCGAUCUCCCCAGUCUCUGCUUUAAAAAAUCCCGUGGCCUUAUCUCCAGGGUUGCCGAGUCCAACGUCUCAGAGCUUCGGAUUUUCGACUCCACUCGCCUCUUUUGUUCUAGGCAAUGGGAAACGACUCGAGAUUGCUCUCGCUCCGUCGAUGCCCUCGACUCGGUCGUCAUGGCAGAGGAAUUUCUCACGAAUGUGGAUCGCUUCGUGGAGACUAUGGAUGCUUUAUCGAAUGGGGCGUUUCUGAGAGGGGAAGAGACUGAUUUGGGCUCCGCUUGGGUAGAAUUGGAGUGGCUCAAAGCCAAAGGCUAUUACACCAUGGAAGCCUUCAUCGCAAAUAGGUUAGAGGUAAGCCUGAGAUUAGCUUGGCUGAACACCAUUAGCGGGAAGAAAAGAGGAAUGAAAUUGAAAGAGAAAUUGAACGCUGCUGCUGCGGCUGCAAAUGCAUACUGGAGGACCAAGGCCUGCGCUGAUUGGUGGGUGCAUCUUGAUCCCCAAACACACAAGAAAAUCUGGACUUGCUUGUUGGGGAAGUCGGCCAAAUCUGUGAUAUACGAGAUUCUUAGAGAAGCAAAUGAAGCACCGCAAGGAGAUAUGUGGCUCUUCAAUUUUAGUGGGGGUACUGCAAGGGAAGGGCGUAUAGAAACUUCCGCAGUUUCAUUCUGUGACAUGAUAUUGGAACAGACCUCUUUAUCAAGGAGACCUAAUAGAAUAGUCAGUAAUUUAAGUGGCUUAUACUUGCUUCAAGAAUAUGCUUCAUUCCUCAUCUUAUGUCAAAAUGGCUUAGUUUCAGUGCAAAGUGUAUUCUUCAGCUCAUUGGGUUCUCUCACAACCUUAGUCGAUUGCAUAUUAAGAAAAUUACGGGGUUUUCUUAUGCUAAUCUCUGUUGAUUCUGUUAAACUUGAGCUUCUUGAAGAAGAUACUCAGAAGUGUUCCUCAAGUUCAUCUUCCAAGCAGAGGCUUGCUUCGACCAGCCGUAAACACAAAGGAAAAAUAAGGAACAUGAAAAAGCCAACCCCAGAUGCAAAGUCUGAUAAAACCGUAAAUUUGUCCGGGAAAAGCAUAAAGAAAGAUCAGGCCAAGUUGGACUUUAAUAAAAACAAAGAUGCGGUAGAAUGCAAGCAAGUUCCUACAUCAUCAACAAUGGUCAAUUGUUCUGAGGCCUUUGCAUCAAAUAUGGAAGUUGUCCCAGGGUUGGUUGCCAGGAAAGGAAGAACUAAAAAGAAACGGAGAGAAAAGAAUAAGAAGUGUACAACUUUGGAAAACACCGGGGAAGUGAAUAAAUCCGUAGUGAAUAGUUUAUCCAUCGAUCCCGAAAGUGAUUCAAGUUGUACUUCUGCCAAUCAGCUUCCUCAGGAAACUAUAGAUGCUCGGAGUAUUGGAGAGUGUGGUUCAGUUAGCUGUGAUAGGAAUGGCUCUGGUACAGGUGCAUCUGUGAAUGGUGCCCUUGUAUGUGAGAAUCCUGGAGAGGAAGAAUUGCACGAAAAAGCUGAAAUGUAUGCGAUUUCAUCCGUUUUGACUUCUGCGGAUCCUGUAGGUAUUUCAAGCUGUGAGGACGUGAGCUCUCAAAAAUCUUGCUGUCCUGGUGAACGUAAAGACAUAUUGACAAUGUCAAAUGGACGACCCAGAACUUUGGAGGAAGGGGAAUCCCAGCGGAUUCACCAUCAAAGAAGAGAAGCAGCAGGUUAUGGUAUUGCCUCUAGCAGUUCAGAGUUUGUUUCUUAUGAGUGGCCUGCCGUAGCUCCUAUGUACUUUCCACAUGUUAAUUCUCACCUUCCGACUGCCACUGACAGACUUCAUCUUGAUGUUGGUCAGAAUUUGCAUGCAUAUGUACGCCAACCUUUUGUGUCAACUGUGCAUCAUGCUAGAAAUCCUUCCAUUGAAGGUACACACAAACAAGUUCUUUCUCGACCCAUGCCCAUGAGUCUAGAUUGGCCUCCCAUGGUUCAUAGCAAUUGCGGCUUGACAACAGCAUUCGCUUGCAAUUAUGAUUCUGGAAUUCUCGUGGACAUUCCUGAACAGAAAAAUAAGCCCGAGCUAGGGAAUGAAUGCGAGACUAACUGGAUGUUGGAGGAAGAUUUUGAGAUGCACACUGUUUCUGGAGUAGACUAUAAUCAAUAUUUCGGUGGUGGAGUUAUGUAUUGGAAUCCUUCCGAUCAUCUAGGGACUGGAUUUUCUCGGCCUCCGUCCCUUAGCUCUGAUGAUAGCUCAUGGGCUUGGCAUGAAGCUGAAAUGAAGAGGUCUGUUGAUGACAUGGUUGCGUUUUCGUCUUCUUACAGCACAAAUGGACUAGCUUCUCCAACUUCAGCUUCGUUCUGUUCCCCUUUUGAUCCAUUAGGCCCGGCAAAUCAGCCUCUUGGUUAUGUUUUGCCAAGUAAUGAAAUAGCUACUAAAGUACUGCAAGCUCCCCCAACAACAAGUGAAGCUGCAGGUGAAGAGGAAGUCUCUGGAACUUUGGCUACUUUAUCAGGGGAUGUUGAAGGAAACUCAGGAGAUUCACUUCCUUAUCCCAUUUUGCGCCCUAUCAUCAUCCCAAAUAUGUCAAAAUCUGAAUACAAGCGUAGUUAUGAUACUAAAAGCCCAAAUGUUCCACCUACAAGGCGCGAGCAUCCUCGUAUAAAGCGGCCACCAUCACCUGUAGUACUAUGUGUUCCACGUGCUCCUCGUCCACCACCACCUUCUCCUGUGAGCAACUCCAGAGCACGACGAGGUUUUCCAACUGUGAGGUCUGGAAGUUCAAGCCCAAGACAUUGGGGUAUGAGAGGCUGGUUUCAUGAUGGUGUAAACUGGGAAGAACCUUGCGGAGCGGAGGUUGUUUUGCCCUGGAGAAACAAAACCCUUGCAGUCAGGCCGAUCAUUCAACCUCUACCUGGGGCCCUCCUGCAAGAUCACCUUAUUGCAAUGUCGCAACUAGGCCGAGAUCAGGAGCAUCCUGAUGUGGCCUUCCCUUUGCAACCACCGGAGUUGUUGAACUGUCCUACCCAAGGGCAAUCUCUAUCAUUGAUCCACGGUCUUCUUAAUGACGAUAUAGAUUCUUUCUGCAAGCAGGUUGCUGCAGAGAAUAUGGCCCGUAAACCUUAUAUCAACUGGGCAAUCAAGCGGGUUACUAGAUCUCUCCAAGUUCUGUGGCCCAGGUCUAGGACGAAUAUAUUUGGUUCAUCUGCAACUGGUUUGUCCCUCCCUUCUAGUGAUGUGGACCUUGUGGUUUGUCUUCCUCCAGUGAGAAAUUUGGAACCUAUCAAAGAGGCAGGAAUUUUGGAGGGUCGCAAUGGUAUAAAGGAGACUUGCCUUCAGCAUGCAGCCAGAUAUCUCGCCAAUCAAGAGUGGGUAAAAACGGACUCCCUGAAGACAGUUGAAAAUACAGCUAUACCAAUAAUCAUGCUUGUUGUGGAAGUCCCUUGUGAUCUUAUAUGCAGUAUACAGUCACCAAAAGAGGGCCCAGACUGUAUCACCGUUGACCAGGACAGCAAUAGUAACACGGAAAUGGUUGGAUUUGAAGACUCUGUAGCAGCAAACUCUUUGCCGACAUUCACUGGAAACUUGGCAAAUGCAAAAUCUGUCCGUCUUGACAUCAGUUUCAAAACUCCAUCCCAUACGGGUCUUCAAACCACACAACUGGUCAAAGAUCUGACAGAGCAAUUUCCAGCUGCCACGCCACUUGCUUUAGUGUUAAAGCAGUUUUUGGCUGAUCGUACCCUGGAUCAAUCAUACUCUGGUGGAUUAAGCUCUUAUUGCCUGGUAUUACUGAUUACACGCUUUCUUCAGCAUGAGCAUCAUCUGGGGCGCUCUAUCAACCAAAACCUUGGGCGGCUUCUAAUGGAUUUUCUUUACUUUUUUGGUAAUGUGUUUGAUCCUCGCCAGAUGCGUGUUUCAGUGCAAGGAAGUGGUGUCUAUAGGAAUCGGGAGAGGGGUUAUAGUAUUGAUCCGAUACACAUCGAUGACCCUCUUUUUCCAACAAAUAAUGUCGGGAGAAACUGCUUCCGUAUACAUCAAUGUAUUAAGGCAUUUUCUGAAGCUUACUCUGUUCUGGAGAAUGAGCUCACAUGCAUUACUAGUUCUAGUGAUCCGUGUGGAAAACAGCUGCACAACUUGCUUCCAAAAAUCAUCCCAAGUAUCAUUUCAUCUUAGGAUGGAGAUGUGUUUUAUGUGGCGCACAAACUCUGGAAAUUGCAAGCUGCUGAUGAUAACCCUAAUUUGUUAUAUUGUGAUUCGAGGCUGGGAAGCUUACCUCCAUGACUCAAAUUGUUAUUGUGAAGAUAGGCUUCGGCAACUUAUACCAGAUUUGCAUGGUGUUGUUGAUGUAAAAAAACUACAGGUUUGAUGACUCAACGAGUUUGGUUGGUCGUCUAAAGCAUAUGCUUGGUCUACACCCAACCCAAGUAAGAAAAUGCACUGGUUGAAGAGAAAAAAGCAGAGCCAUAUAAAAAUGUCAAUACUGGGACAUUAGAGAGCAGAUUAUCAGGAAGCUUUGGGAGAGUUAUUGAAUCAAAUGCUUACUGGAGAGAUGAUGUGGAGAUUUUGCACAAGUAAACUAAUGCUUGAUGACACAUUAUCGAGGAAUACUUUGGGAGAGGAAGAUAAAGUAUUAUGAGUGUGACGAGACCUUCUUCUUCUUCAUUUGAUUCCCACUGUUUGGAUGAAAUGAGGAAUUAAAGUUAAGCCCUUAUGUAAAUGUAUGAUCGGCGAAUGUGCCACCUCCCUUUUGUUCCUUCUAUUUUACUAACUUUGUGCUUCUCAUUUUUCCACGUUUUCUGCUUUUAAAACCACAUUAGCUAACACGUUAUAGUAUACUCGAAUCGAAUUUGUAUCAUGGAAUUCAGUCUAUUUAUUUGAAGCUAAA
Molecule: messenger RNA, 5219 nt
Organism: Eutrema salsugineum
Lineage: Eukaryota; Viridiplantae; Streptophyta; Magnoliopsida; Brassicales; Brassicaceae
Exons: 18
Coding region: 71-4507 (1478 amino acids)
Biological process (GO): RNA 3'-end processing
Cellular component (GO): TRAMP complex; nucleolus
Molecular function (GO): poly(A) RNA polymerase activity; mRNA binding
Source: RefSeq, a predicted model, not a curated record